Messenger RNA from Besnoitia besnoiti, 2661 nucleotides. RefSeq lists its product as uncharacterized. The coding region runs from base 1 to 2661 and encodes 886 amino acids. NCBI's taxonomy places the organism in Eukaryota, Apicomplexa, Conoidasida, Eucoccidiorida, Sarcocystidae. The transcript is spliced from 6 exons. The record is from RefSeq and is a predicted model, not a curated record.
AUGUCUUGCCCCACUUCGCAGCUGAGACGAGCAGCGGGCCUGCGCCCCUUUCCGACGAUGCAGUACUGUGCAUCUGCGGCGGUAGCUACAAGGCGCUGUUUUCUUCCACCGAUCCAAAUAGCUCAGCCUGAAUUUCGCGGGGGUUGCGCGUCUGAGUCGGCUUCGGCCAGCGCUUGGCGAAGCAACGAAAGACACGUGGCAGGUGCACGUCCAGCGGUGGCCGCUAGUGCACACCGAAGAUCCGUGGCGGGCGGCAACGGAAGGUCCAUUGCCACCCUCGUACAGAAAGCGCUACAUGAUCAGAAUGAGAGGCUGCUUGAUCCCAACGGUUUUGGUCAGCGUGUUACCUACAACGAGACGGCGGACCACGCUAGGGCAAUAUCUGAGGCGUUACAGGCUGCCGCCUCGUAUCUCCGGGUGCCGCUGAGCGGUUCCUCUGCGCGUGGCCACAACCGCAGGGACGAUUCUGCUUCAGGAAAUGCGCAUGCGUCUGGACCAGACUCCGGAAAGAGGGUCAACGUCGGUUUAAUUGUGCCCCCGAGCAGUGCCGCGAUCGUUGCGCAUUUGUUAGGCGUGUGGCAGUGCGGGUCCGUCGGACUCCUCCUGCCCUUUCCGGAGGCUGAAGGCUUGGCCGUCGUAGCCGACAGCGCGUCCGCUGCAGCCGCGAGCGCGGCUAACGCUGCAGUGCUCUUUGGCCGAGGCGGACAGACGCUGCACACGUAUACACCCGACGCCUUGGUGCAGGGCAAUACAGCUCCGAGCACUUACUCCAAAACUUUCAACCCCAAUAGUCUUCCGCACCUGGUCACUCAGAAGCACGCGCCCACCGAAGGUAAUCUAGAGCGGUACACGCGGCUGUGGGAAUAUCAGAUCUCGGAGAGUCAGUGUCGCCUCUUAGUCGCGACACCCGAAGUGGCGCCGGCCGCCACGGAAGUCGCCGCCAAGCUGUCCAUUCCGGUGUGCAUCCUGAGGACGUGUCCAGGAUCGCCUGGAGAGGGGCACGUUCAGGCGCACAGUGAGAGCGGGCACUCUCGGAAGAAGAAAUGGGAGGUGAAGGCGUAUGUCCCCGACGUCCUUCACGACUCAAGCCGUAAGGGCCGGAAUACGACACGGUGGAAACUUGUGGAGAUCCCCGACUCUCUCUGUAGCAGAGACCAGGAGACUGCGCCCCUGUCUUCCGAAGCAACGAAGGAACACACCAGUGAACGGGCUUCUCCAGCUGUUCACUUUUUUCAGGGGGCAGCGGCCCACGCUCCAAGGGCAGUCGUAUAUUCCCAUAAGGCCGUGGCAGACCAGGUCACGAGGAACAAAGAGCUCCUCGAAUUGACGCCUGACGACCACGUUGUCGUUCUCCAGAUCGCGUCGUCCGGUCUUGAGCGAAACGGCAGUGGCGGCCCAGCUAGUAUGAGGAUGCUAUGCGCUCCAAAAGGCCUCGUUGCCGCUGCACUCCCAGCUGUGGCCGCCGGCAGCGCGGUGUCCGUGUUUUCAGCAUCGGACCGACUGGCUCAAGACAGUUCUUUACCGUUACCUUUACGGUUGCAGAGACUGCAGGACCGUCUGCCGGAGCAUCAAAAACUGCCACAGCAGCCCGAGGAGCGUCACGCGCUACUCUCUGGAGGAGGCGAUUCAUCGGGACAUUUGAGCUCGUUCAGCAGAGGCAGGCACGUCAGAAGUCCUGGCCUUCUUGGUGAGCGGCAAGCGGCUCAGGUCAAGGCCGCACUCGCUGCGGCACGGGAGGAAGAACUCGAGGAGAAAGCGCUUCAGCUGUGGGAGAAGCUAGCGUGCUUGCACAGUAACGGCGAUCCGGAUACCACCAGUAAAUCCUGCAUACGUCGUUCUGAUUCCCAUAGUCGGCGAUGGGUUUCCAAAAUGCAGAAAGCGUCCGUCCUUGUCAUGGACGCUGAGGCGGCUGAAGCUUUGAUGGAGGCCAUAACGACGGUGCGGAGACGGGCAGAAGAGAAAAGCGCGAGGGCGCAUUCCUCAAGCUCCAGCCGUGAACUGAAUUACUCUGGAGUGCCCGCUAGAGAUUCUGCGCGUUACAUGGCAGCAAUACAAGCUCUGCGAAUGAUAUGCAUUUGCACCGAUGAGGCAGAUCUCAGCGCCUCAUUCAGUGGUCGCUGGUCUGCACGAAACAAGGAAUGUGGAAUCCAAAUCAAAUCGCUGCUUCACAGGUGGCAAAGCCUUGCGGGUUCUGAGACCAGGGUCCUUCACUUAUGCUCGCUGACCGAAACGGGAUUGUUGACUGUCGCUCAGCCGACGCAUGCUGCCGGACCCAGUGACACACGAUCAGCCUUCGCAGAUCCGGUAAACUCUCUGCGUGCCACCGAGGAGGAUUCACAAGCACAAUCUAAAGCCGGCGCUGGACGAGAGGUGGAAAACUACUGCGGCUUCGUCGCACCGGGAGUCAACGUGGAGAUCGACAAAGAGACGAGUCAGCUGCGAGUCCGGAGCACGCACUUGGCCAUGGGUUUUCACGGCCGACCGCGGUCGACCCUGGAGUCGUUCGGCACUGAUGGCGUCUUCCGCUCGUCAUUUGGAGCGUCUUUGGAAGAACCCUCUACGUCAUUGACGGGUGACGAUAUCGGUCGCAGCGACCAGUAUAUCGAAUUGUUUAACAACUGCUUUCGUCUGCCUGCGUGGCUGUACCGAAUACCUCCUUAA